This is a messenger RNA of Hyalella azteca, 2755 nucleotides long. Its product is annotated as altered inheritance of mitochondria protein 3-1. The transcript is spliced from 3 exons. NCBI's taxonomy places the organism in Eukaryota, Metazoa, Arthropoda, Malacostraca, Amphipoda, Hyalellidae. The record is from RefSeq and is a predicted model, not a curated record. Bases 252 to 1565 code for a protein of 437 amino acids.
AUGAAAAAAGCUCAAAACCAUUCCUUAUUAUACCAUUUGAUGGUAUCUCAUGGUCUACACUGGGUUUAGCAAAGUGUGUUGUACCAAAUGAAUUUGCAACUUUUCUUUAAACCAGCUGCUAUAAAUUUGUUACUUCUUAUAGAAAGCAUUUUAUUAUAACCUUUACAUGAACUGCAUCAACAGAAACAUUCCUUAAUUACAGGGCAGUAUUCUAGAUGUUAUUUAUUUGCUUAACCACAGGUAUUUGAGGCAUGGCAUCUAUCCAUAACCUGCCUCCUCUUCCAAAAAGCCUCAGUGGCCUGCUAAACUUGGUGAGCCGCAGGUCUUCCCCUACCCCGAGUGACCGCUACAGCCCACCUGCUCGGGCUGACUCCAGGACAGAGUCUCGCCAAGACCUUAGGCCUGAAGCCUUACUGGCUCCAUCUUCUGUGUCCAGCGCCUUUCAGCCCUACAGUGGAGGAAGUGGUGUGGGCAUCAGUGGCGGUGGUUUGAAUGUAGCUUCGCCACGCAGCAGUCCAAGGUCCCUCACUGCAUCACCCCGAAUUAUACAAGCUUUUGUUCAGGGUCAAGGCCUACCUCAGGAACACUCUUCUCGCUUCCAGAUCAACCAACAGCAACAGCAGCUGCAUCAACAACAUCAAAAACAGUGGCAGCUAAAUCAAUGUGACCCUCAGAAGCAUGCAUACCCAAAGAAGAAAGAGCGCUGCAGGUCUCAGGAACGUCUGUAUGAAAUGCAGUAUCAACAAGAGCACAACAUUUAUGCCAACAGUUUUGUACAGGAGAUGCAGGCAUCAGCUGAGGCAAACAAGGUUCCUGCUUGGCAGCAGCAGGUGCUGCCUCAUCACAACAUUACACGACUGCAGCAACAAGCACCGCCUUGGAUGCAACAAGUGCAGCAUCCUGCCUUCCAACAGCCUCUGCCUCAGUCACGUAGCAGCAGCAAAGGGCCUCAUAAGCACCAACGUCGCAGCAGUAGUAGCAGCUUGGGGUCCAGCAUGUGCACCAGUCCACCAAUGAUGUACCACAACAUCCCACCUUCACACCCAUUGCGCUCCACCCCGCCUUCUAAUUUCUCUGCAAACUCCUCUUUUGGUGUCAAUAACUCCCCCUUUGGGGCUAGUACCUCCCCGUUUGGUGCUGGCAGUGCUAAAAGUGGCACCAACACAACAGCUUCAUCACCUGCCAGCACUGGCAAGGCUGCCACUCCUCCAGUGCCUCCACCCAAACCUCGCAGACCUUCAAGCCUCGACUCACAGAUCGCCACACUCAGGAAGGAAAUGGUGGGGCUGCGGCAAGUGGACAUGUCUCUGCUGUGCCAGCUGUGGUCCUUGAAUGAGUCUAUCGUAGAGUUCAAGAAGCUGAUGUUCCCUUCAAAUGAUGGGCGCACACCCACACUCCCUCGACCUCCACUCCCCAACUUCGGCGACACGUCUGCGGACGACACAGACGACUACUACGGCAUCCCCGCCCGCCGGCCCGUGUCACUCAAGCCUUUCUUGCCUGCGACACGCGCCUCGCCCUCGUCAUCAGAGAGCAGCAGCAGCCUCGACUAUGGGGACAUCUAGCUGCGUGGGCGCCCCCUCGGGGCCACUCUUGGGGUCCCUAGGGGCGCCGACGAGACUCUUGGGGCUCCUCAAGGUGUCAUGGAAAUUCUUGGGGACUCUUCGCGGGUUGGGGAUAUUUCAGGGAGCCUUGUUGAGCGGCCUGGUGACGUGCGUAGAGCAUCCGCGAUUGUCAGGGACACUCCUGAUGUCCAACGAAAGUCCGUAGAUUCUUAUGGAUCCCCACAUUCUGCUCACCCCAGUCAUGCGGCUGCAGGGGAUGCUUCAAAUGACGCCAGAACCUUGAUGCCUUCCAGGGGUGCCGGUCACUCUGGGGUGACGCCACGUAGGAGAAACGUCAAGGAUCGCAGGACGUCUUCUGCCAAGGAACGCAGCGCCGACACUGGUAAGACGUUCCUCCGCAACGUCUUCAGCGACCCCGGUGGGAAGCUGUCCGUAGUUAAUGCCAAAGUUGCAGCUGGAGGGAAACUUACUAGGAAGGAGGGGGAAACUGCCAACGGUUCGGUGAGGCAUCGCACGACGGGUGUGGGGGAGUCAGCAAGCGAAAGACUUUCCCCGACGUCGAAAAAAGGAACGAAAGCUCGCGGUCGCCGCAGCCGCGACACCAGCGGCACCGACAGCGGCAACAACGGGCGCGACGAGAGCGACGUCGCCAACAGAGAAGUGCGUGCCAUCCUGGCGCACGCGGCCGACGACGCAGACCCGCGCAGUUACCAAGACUUGCAGGGACGAAGAAACGCGGACGAGGCGCGGCCUUGCAAAGGCAAGCGAGACGAGAGCGAUGACAGACAUGCGAGCAUGUAUGACGACAAGAGUUUGUCUGCUAGCGACAAACGUCCUCUUGAGAAGAGAAAAAGCAGCGACAAUAUCGGCCGCCAUUGUGACAGUAGCUCUGAACCACGAAAUCUCUUUGGGGCAACGCUGCUGGAGGGCAGCGACCAGUCCACGCCUAAUAAGAAAGAGCAGCUGGCGUGCCCUCAGGAAAAUAUCGUGGCUGGUCAUAGAAGUUCUGACGUGAGUGUUGGUCACGUGAGCUCCAGCAUAACGGGUAAGACUGAUACUCGUGCUCUGGUCGCGGCAGGUGGAAGAAAUGACUGUAAAAAUCCUGUAUAUGUUACGGAAGUGGCGGCAGGACGUUGCUAUGACAUCAGCUCCAUCAUGUCGGGUCGGGGGGUGUUCAGGGUGGGUGGGGG